CCCACAGCCAGGCGAGAGGAGCAGGAUUGAUGCGUUGCUAGCGUUGAACCAGCAGCAGCUCAGACCAGGGUUCUGUUGGUUGGGUCAGAAAAUGGCCCUCACAGCCACCGUAGAGGCUUGGUGGGCCUCUACUGAUAUAUUAAGGAGAAGAAGAAGAAAGGAAAGAAUCUCCUCAGGCUGAAUGUCGUCCUGAUGAUUUUCUUGCCAAAUGAUGAAGCUGCUGGACUUUCUCCGCUAUAACUGCUCAUCUAACUGGAAUAAUGAUGUGGCAUCAAAGCAGCUGCUGCAGUGAAAACCUUCAGAAUAAUGAUGUGGCAUCAAAGCAGGAGCUAACUCUAGCAAAAAUUAGCUCAACUGCAAUGGCGCGGAGGAAGAUGUCAGAUGUGGAGACGCUGGAAGAAAUAUUUCGGAGCGAUGUUGAGCUGGAAGACUCUUCUGAUAGCUGGUGGGAUUCGGACGAGGAGGAAGAGGAAGAGCCGGACACAGCUGACAGACUUGAUCUCGGUGAUGUUCAAGUGGAAGCCGAACCAUCAAGCUCAGAUGGAGCUGAACCUCCCCCCACCUCUCGUGAUUCUUCAUCUUCUUUGAGUGGAGAUCGUGCAGGAGAGGCUGAUGAAGACUAUGUUCCACCAGUUCCUUUGAGGUCUUCAGGGCGUAGAAGAGCUCCAGCCCCAAAAAGAACAACAACCACACACAAAAAGGCAAGGAAACGACAGAAAGUCAGCUCCUCAGCGCACCAACAACAAGGCGAGGAUUGUUGGCACACUAAAGAGGAACUUGAUACGGAGCCCGGAUGUCCAUUAUUUACUCCAAAGAAAGACCCAGGACCUCAGAUUGACUCUACAAAAAGUUGGUCACCCCUGAGCUUGUUCAAGCUUUUCUUUAGUGUCUACACCAUUCGGGAAAUAAUCAAAAACACAAAUGAAAAUGCACAGCGUUUACUUGCAGCUGGAAAAAAAUUCAAAUGGUCACCUUUGACAGUGGGCGAUUUUUACAAAUUUUUAGCCAUAAUUAUAUUCAGCGGACUGGUACAAGUACCUUCAAAGCCAGAUUUCUGGCGAACAAAAUGGCCAUAUAAUUUUCCAUUUCCACGUAGCUGCAUGACCCGUGACAGAUUUGAGUCCAUCCUUUGGUCCCUUCACCUGUCCAACAUCAAAAAAGAUGAAGAAAAUGAGCAAAAAAAGGGAACUCCUCAUUAUGAUCGGCUAUUUAAACUGAAACCACUUUAUGACGACAUCAGAGUUGCCUGCAAGGCUCAUUUUCAACCAAUGCGAGAAAUAUGCAUUGAUGAACGGAUGGUGGCCAGUAAAGCACGAAUUGACUUCAAGCAAUUUAUGAGGGACAAGCCUACCAGGUUUGGGUAUAAACUGUUUGUUUUGGCUGAUUCCAGGACUGGUUAUACUUGGAAUUUUUUCAUUUACCAGGGGAAGUCUGCCGUUGUUCGGGAAGAAGGUCUCGGCACCACAUCAGUAAUGGACCUCAUGGAUUUUGGACUUUUAGGAAAGGGCUACCAUUUAUAUGUGGACAAUUUCUACAGUAGUCCUUACCUAUUUCAAAAACUGGCUUCAAACAGCACUGCUGCAUGUGGCACCAUCCGGCAAAAUCUUGUGGGAUUCCCCAAAACAACACAGAACAGCCUUCCAAGAUCUGCACAGAGGGGAGAGAUGCGGUGGAUCAGAAAAGACGGACUCCUAUUUAACAAGUGGAAGGACACCAAGGAGGUGGCGGUCUGCAGCACCUUCCACAAAUCUUUCAGUGGAGCAACUGUAAAGAGGAGAGUCAAAGAGGCAGGGCACUGGGUAGUGAAAGAUAUUCCCGUUCCUGACUCUGUGAAAGACUACAAUAAAUUUAUGGGAGGAGUUGAUCUGUCUGAUGCCCUGAUCCAAUACUACUCAGUCAGAAACAAGACAAUGAAGUGAAAAAAGAGAGGAAAAGGCCAUUUCCCAACGGCAAUUCAGAGAGAAACUCAUGGAGGAGCUCAUACUGGAGUCCAAAGGAGAAACAGCUUGUCCUCAACCAAGCACAUCAUUUUCGGCUCAACCCGGUGCAUUCAAAUGCCCUGGGUCAGUUCCCAGAUACUUUGGGGGAACAGCAGAGGAAAAGCGAAGGAUUUGUGUGUGGUGCAAGCAGAAUGGCAG
Messenger RNA from Xiphophorus hellerii (green swordtail), 2138 nucleotides. RefSeq names its product piggyBac transposable element-derived protein 4-like. Lineage: Eukaryota; Metazoa; Chordata; Actinopteri; Cyprinodontiformes; Poeciliidae. The record is from RefSeq and is a predicted model, not a curated record. Bases 261 to 1919 code for a protein of 552 amino acids. The transcript has 9 exons.